Molecule: messenger RNA, 5615 nt
Organism: Mirounga angustirostris (Northern elephant seal)
Lineage: Eukaryota; Metazoa; Chordata; Mammalia; Carnivora; Phocidae
Gene: DDX31
Product: DEAD-box helicase 31
Biological process (GO): ribosome biogenesis
Cellular component (GO): nucleus
Molecular function (GO): RNA helicase activity; nucleic acid binding; ATP binding
Source: RefSeq, a predicted model, not a curated record
GCAGGCGCCGGCGGGGCACCUACGCGGGGUCCUCGCGCGCCGCCCACGUGGGGCCGAGCCGAGCUGCGGGCCGGCUGCGAGAGGUCCGGCCGCGCUGGCCGGUGCCGCCGCCCGCCCGUGUCCGCCUCUGCCCGCUUCUCGCCGCGCGCCAUGGCCGCCGCCGACGGGCCGCUCCUCCACGUUCCGGAGCCCCCGGCCGCCGCCCCCAGGACGCUCCCGGGACCCCGCCGGGCCCAGGGGACCCGGCAAGCAGAGGCCACCAAAAGAAAACACCAAGCAUCCAGUGAGGCUCCCCCAGCGAAACAGAGGAACGAGGCAUCAUUUCUCCUGGCCAAGAAAGCUGCUGCUAAAGAAACACAAAGGACUUUUAAGGGGAAGGCACAGAAAACAUUUUCUCCGAAGAAAUCUUUGGUUGGUGUGAGUGAUGGAACCCGAGAACAGAAACCGUGCAUUAGGACUUCAUCGUUAUUUAAAAACAACCCUGAAAUCCCAGAGCUCCACAGACCUGUAGUAAAGCAGGUGCAAGAAAAGGUGUUCACUUCAGAUGCUUUUCAUGAACUGGACCUCCACCCACAUUUAAUUUCCACAAUAAAUACGGUCUUAAACAUGACUAGUAUGACCAGCGUUCAGAAGCAAAGUAUUCCUGCGUUGCUGGAAGGCAGAGAUGCUCUGGUGAGGUCGCAGACGGGCUCAGGUAAAACUCUUGCCUACUGCAUCCCUGUGGUCCAGUCUCUUCAAGCAAUGAAAUCAAAAAUACAGCGCAGUGACGGUCCCUAUGCCCUGAUACUGGUGCCGACAAGAGAGCUGGCUCUGCAAAGCUUUGACACUGUCCAGAAACUGCUUAAGCCAUUUACCUGGAUUGUGCCUGGAGUGUUGAUGGGAGGAGAGAGAAGGAAAUCAGAAAAGGCCAGACUCCGCAAAGGAAUAAAUAUCCUUAUCUCAACUCCUGGGCGACUGGUGGACCAUAUAAAAUCCACAAAGAACAUUCAUUUUCGUCGGAUACGGUGGCUCAUUUUGGAUGAAGCAGACAGAAUCUUGGAUCUGGGUUUUGAAAAGGAUCUCACAGUGAUACUCAACGCUAUAAAUGCUGAGUGCCAGAAACGACAGAACGUCUUGCUGUCGGCGACACUCACGGAAGGUGUGACACGGCUAGCUGAUAUCAGCUUGCUCAAUCCACUCAGGAUUUCUGUCCUGGAUGGACACCGUGGCAAGUCGGACCCAAAGGGCAGAGCAGUUCCUGAGGCCUCCCCUCUCCCAGCUGGUGGUGAGCCGGACAGCUUUGCGAUUCCGGAGAGUCUCGAUCAGCAUGUGACACUGGUUCCCAGCAAACUGAGGCUCGUCUCCCUGGCGGCCUUCAUCCUACAGCAGUGCAAGUUUGAAAAAGACCAGAAGAUGAUCGUCUUUUUCUCGAGUUGUGAGCUGGUGGAGUUCCACUACCACCUCUUCCUACAGACCCUGCAGAGCCGCUCCGGGGCCCCAGCGUCAGGGCAGCUGCCAUCUGCCUCCACGCCAUUAAAAUUCCUGCGGCUGCACGGCAACAUGGAGCAGGAGGAAAGAACAGCAGUGUUUCAAGAAUUCUCACAUUCCAAGACCGGCGUCCUUCUCUGUACGGAUGUUGCAGCUCGGGGCUUAGAUCUCCCUCAAGUCACGUGGAUUGUUCAGUACAAUGCGCCACCUUCACCUGCUGAAUACAUCCACCGGAUCGGGAGAACCGCCCGGAUUGGCUGCCAUGGGAGCAGCCUGCUCAUUUUGGCUCCUUCGGAGGCGGAAUAUGUCAACUCGCUGGCUUCUCACAAAAUCAACGUUUCUGAGAUUAAGAUGGAAGAUAUUUUGUCUGUUCUGACAAGGGAUGAUUGUUUUAAAGGGAGCCGAUGGGGAAGCCAGAAAUCCCGUGCUGCUGGCCCCCAGGAAAUCCGAGAGCAAGCCACCGUCUUGCAGACGGUGUUUGAAGAUUACGUGCACUCCAGCUCGAGGAGGGUCUCCUGGGCGAAGAAAGCUCUGCAGGCCUUCAUCCGAGCCUACGCAACCUACCCCCGGGAGCUGAAGCAUAUCUUCCAUGUCCGGUCGCUCCACCUCGGCCACGUGGCUAAGAGCUUCGGGCUGAGAGAUGCCCCCCAGAAUCUGAGUGUGGCAGCUGUGAAGAGAAGGAAAGCGAACCUGAACAGGCCUGACCUUCAUAAGAAGACCCAGAGUAAACACCGCCUUGCUGAAAUCUUGCGUUCCGAAUUCUCAAGUGGAAUGGAGGCCGGCGUCGCCAAGGUCAAAAAGCAAAACAAACACGCAGAGCCCGGCAGCCAGCCACGCAGCACUGCCUGCAGCCGGCGCCCAGCCUCGGCCAUGGGAAAAACUAAGAAACGCUCCCCAUGAAGCAGAAAAACCCGAAGAGACUUACUGGGGGACAACAGGAGUUCCCAAAACAGUUUUCGUUUUUUUUUAACUCUGCCUCCACACACAGGCCUGGGGCUUGGGGUGGAUCCUGGAGGCCCCAGAGGCCGGGGCUGGUGUCCCGUCCUUGUCAGGAGCCUUGUGGGAAGGAACGGUGCCACUUUUCCCUGCAGACGGUGUCCCUGACUGGGAGAAGCCAUAGGCCUCACCCUGGGGUGAGGGUGGGGCUCAGCGUCAUGUGGGCGAGCCACUUAGUUCUUACCUUCUGUGAGAUAGCUUAUACUUUGUGUUUCCUCCAGCAGAACCGUCUUGGCUCCAGGGUUACAGGUGCCCUGCGGCCUCUGGCGAGGGCCUGGUGGUGCCCGCAUGGGCAGGGAGGCCUCUUCGUGCCUCGGGACAGGGUUCUGUCUCCAGGUUUUCAUUAGCUGCCCUGUAUUGAUGCACGGAUUAGCGUGCAUCUUGUAAAAUAGGAUUGUAAGGACUGGAAUGCAGUUUGUGAGAGCGAGAAAAACCAUGAGCUCCUUUUCUUGAUGUACGAGUGCUUUGUGGAAAAGGGCCCGGCAGGCUUGGGUGUGGGUUGGAAGGCUCCCGGGCCCUCCCGCUGGCUGCUCCGGACCCCAGGUGGCAUUCACGCACGUGGCUGCGUUGUUCGUGGCCACGGAAAACUUCUCUCGCGGCUCAUGGAUGUACUGGCGCCUUUUUUAUUUCUUUAUUUUUGUUUACCAUUGCCUUGGAAGUCAAAGGGCACCGGUCUCCCGAGUGUUUUCUCCCACCGAAUCCCACCUUGUCUUCAAGUCUGGGGUCUGGGGUUCUUUGUAGUGUGGCCCAGGCCUCAGCCGCCCCUCCCCCACUGUGUUUCCCUGGGAGGUUUGAGAGCCCCCCCCCCCCAACUCCCCACCCCCGCCCCCGGCGUACUGAUUGCCCAAUAAAUGUCCAGCUGGGACGCAGGGGAUUCCAGAGGGGAGUCUGCCUGGACAGGUGCUCUGUUGGCUCCACUUUCUCCUGUUCUCUUUCCCACCUUCCUCCUCCUCCAGUUCCUGCAGAGGGAGCCGAGGCCCCACUUCAGUAAACCCUCCAGAUCCCACAGCAUCGAAGUGGCCGGGAGCGGACUGUGAGAGUUGCAAGGUGGCCGUCUGCGGGGUCCACGGAGGGGUCGGCGCCCUCGCCUCUGUCCCUCUCUGGUAGCCAGGGUAGGGCAGUCAGCUGAUACCCACACCAGAGGCCCCCCGGGGAGAGGGCCAGCAGGAGCCCAGUGAGCACUGAUCCUCCACAGGGGGACAGUGUGACCUCCUCCGAACCGGCUGUCAUAUACGAAUUCAUAGGGACGGUUGGUGAAAUUUCUAACAAUAAUAAUAAUGAUAAAGCCCUACAGCACAUGUCAAGCUGACUUGGGGAAAUCCGCCACCGUUCUUUUACUUCAGAGUGUAAUGGUUCACAGGAUUUGGGUGAGAAAAGGAGGCAUCAAACUUGAGAGACAAAACCCAGCUGUGUGAAAAACAGGAUUAAUGCCAGUGAUGGGGAGGGAUCAAAGAGAAGCCCUGCUCCCCACCCCCCACCUCCCAUGUACUCAUUCCAAGAGAGGUCCAGUCCGGGUUCUGCAUUCCUGGGGGAGCCGUGCUGGGACCUGCCCUGCAGAGUGUGUAAAGGACCAUGAUUCCAAGGUGGAGCUUGUGCUUAAUCUGCUAACGCUUAGGUUGAGGAAAUGUUUCCUGCCAUGGAUGCUUUGUGGGCCUGUUUCUAAGCAGAAUCAAUAUAUUACCCCCAGUUAAUAAUGAAACAUGGAUUUAACAGAUUUAGGGUUAAUAUUAUCUAAAUUUAAAUAACCUUAAAAUAAAUCUCUUUCUCCUAUUAUGGCUUCUGACAGAUUAUACAUUUCAGGCAUCAGUUAGGCAAAGCUUUAGCCUAAUUCCACUGUACAUAUUCUAAUUUUGUGUGUAUUUUUAAUCGUGCCUCUGAUUUUCUGAUUUCCCAAACUUACCUAUUUCUCUGUCGCAAGCCUGAUCCCCGUAUUUAAAGUCACAGAGAAUUGGGACAUUGCAUGGAGUGUUGCAGCCUAAAGCAUUUUCCCCUUGGCUUGUCGCAUGCUUGUUUUGCAUCCAAAACAUCUUCGUGUUUGCAGCUCUUAGUGGUUGCGUUUCUUCAGAGGGGCCCACGUUCCCACGCACCAAAGGGCAGAGAGCCCUUGGCGAGUGAUUAAGUUAGUGCUGGUGCACACAGCAUCUUCCACUCUUGGAGAAGCACAGAGCCAACCAGGUCUCAGCAAAGGACAUUUUGACAAAGCCCAGUGGAUUCCUUUGAUUUUUUUUUUUUUUUUCCUUUCCUGUAGUGAAGGGAGGUGAUAUUUAGGGAAGAAGGGAGUAAAUGAGAGCCCCUUAAGGCAGGUGCAUCCCAAACUGCUAGUGACCUUGCUAGUUAGCACUGCAGCCCUCAACAUGGAGUCAGAGAGAGCCAUUCGAAUCCAAGCAUUGCUUCCAUGACACGGAAAUGUAAAGCUUUUUCUACUGGAGAAGUGGCCCUGCUUGGAAAGGGCGCUUCGUGGCUCUUGUUAAAUUGCCUACGUGACUACCCCACCUCAUGUCUUCAUCUGCUCCCACCAUAAGAAGAACUCCGAGCAAGGCCUGCCUGUGUGGGGGCAGUGGGGCACCCUUAGAGUCAGCUGGGCUCCUCCGAAGUUUCCAGAGCCCUUGUACAAGGCUCACAGGGGAAUCCAGACUUCCUUUAAACUUCGCUGCCCUGACCCUGCCGCGCCUAGGUUUGUAAGGGACUGGGGUGGGCCGGUGGAGGAGCAGAGACAAUGCCUCCUGGGAGCCUCUGCUAUUGUUCUGCCCGCUGGGGGGCUUGCAUUCAUUCUUUCUUUGUAUUUUAAAAAGAGUUCACACCCAGCCCCUGGGUUGGGAACAGAGAAGCCAACUGAGCCUUCUAAAUGGCUGAGAGCAGAAGCCCACCUCACGGCAAAGGUUGUAAAGUUAUUACAGAUGGGAAUUGCAGGACAAUUUAAAAUAUUGCAAUUAUAAACUUGUAGGGAAGCCUUGUUCUUCAUUAAUGUAAGCUAUGAAAUCGCCUCUGAGGUACAAGGACAAUUACAUAGUUGAGAAUGUGUCUGCGAUUUACACUGCCGCUGUGUAAAUGUAAGGGCGGUUGCUCUGGUCUACCUCCUUCACUUUCACAAAAUGAAAAGCACACCAGUGCAAGUUGUCCUUUGAUAGAUUUUUAAUAUGAUUUUAAAGAGU